AUGGCAUUGGACCCCUUUACCCCAGUCUUCCAGUUAAAUAAUGCGAUCCGGGAGAAUGCCUGUCAACCCUCAGCUGAUGACCCGUCAUUAUGGGUAGACGAAGUUGGGCCUAUAUUAACGAGCAUGUUGGUUAUGGCCGGCUACUCUUCUUACUCGACGUUGAUUCACAUGAAGUUCUUCCAAGAGUCGGUGGCACGAUCUUUAGGGCCUCAUCCCAGAGGGCGCGGGCCUGGCGACUGGAAGAGUUUCAUGACGGAUGACCAUACCCCAGUCGAGUUAAGCUGGUGUUGGUCUACAUCGACAGCACACCCGGCGGUCCGGUACUCAGUGGAACCAAUUGGCUCAUUUGCUGGACAGGAAUUCGAUCCCACCAACACCACUGCCAGUCUGCGCCUACUUGAAGAUGCUUCCCCUUUAGCUACAAACUUGGAUCUGUACCUACACAACCAUUUCGAGAGCUUGCUUUUGUUGCGGAAUGAACAAAUCGAGAGAAUUGAUAACCAACCCUCGCUUGCGCCUCAGUCACAAAGCUUUUUGGCCUUCGACUUGCUGGAAACAUUAAUGGUUGUCAAGCAAUACUAUUUGCCCGAACGGAGAGCCUUGUCGAAAGGAAAACAAAAUCUUGAAAUUAUCAAAUACGCAAUUCAAAAGCUUCCUCCGCCGGCGAACGCUUUGACGGACUCCAUUGAUAUGUUCAAUGAGUUUUAUGACUCAUUUCAAGAGCAUUCUCAACCAGCUGUCGAGAUCAUGGCCAUCGAUUGCGUCGAUCCGUGCCAGUCUCGUUUGAAAAUAUACAUUCGAUCACAUCUCACGACGCUGGAGAGUGUAGUUGAUAUAUUGAGCCUAGGUGGGAGAGCUCCCAAAACCGAGGACGAGGAAGAAUCUUUACGAGAGCUUUGGUGCUCAGUCUUUGGUUUGAAUGCAAACAAUUAUCAUAAAACCCAGCCCCUCCGUGAAAUGGAGCACCGUACAGGCGGCAUCCUUUAUUACUUCGAGCUGAAAAGGGGGACUAAGGCUCCCAAGUCAAAGGUAUACCUGCCCGUUCGACACUACGCGCACAGCGAUGAGCAAAUUUCUCGAGGGCUAUCCGACUAUCUUGCCCGUCGUGGGAAGACGCUGGCUACAGGAUCUUAUUAUGACGGGGUCAAAAGUUUAUGUAACCACCGGGACCUUGCCAAUGGAUUAGGAUUCCACACCUAUAUAUGCUGGGCUUCUGAUAAGGGCCACUGGAAUGUCACUGCCUACUUCAAUCCGGAGAUUUACCAUCAGUCUCGUUCCACGAGUCUCCCAAUUGACCAAGAGGAACCGAAUAUCCACUACUAUCGAUGA
Molecule: messenger RNA, 1329 nt
Organism: Penicillium concentricum
Lineage: Eukaryota; Fungi; Ascomycota; Eurotiomycetes; Eurotiales; Aspergillaceae
Exons: 4
Coding region: 1-1329 (442 amino acids)
Biological process (GO): alkaloid metabolic process
Molecular function (GO): transferase activity, transferring alkyl or aryl (other than methyl) groups
Source: RefSeq, a predicted model, not a curated record